Messenger RNA from Aspergillus wentii DTO 134E9, 1392 nucleotides. RefSeq names its product TDT family transporter. The transcript is spliced from 5 exons. NCBI's taxonomy places the organism in Eukaryota, Fungi, Ascomycota, Eurotiomycetes, Eurotiales, Aspergillaceae. The record is from RefSeq and is a predicted model, not a curated record. The coding region runs from base 1 to 1392 and encodes 463 amino acids. Gene Ontology annotation, cellular component: plasma membrane. Gene Ontology annotation, molecular function: sulfite transmembrane transporter activity. Gene Ontology annotation, biological process: sulfite transmembrane transport; transmembrane transport.
AUGCUUGGAAUUCAGGGUGAACAGCGAACAUCAAUAUACGCGACAAACCAAGACCCUCAUUGUUCAACGGAAAAGUUCCUGACGCCAUGGCAAGCUUCAGUUCCCAGCAUUUUGAGCAGUAGCAGUUCGUCGAAAAGAUUCAGCCGAAACAUACUUGAUUCUGAGUUGGAUGAGAGCCAUGGUGAUGGCCAGUCAGAGAGACAUGACGAUUGCCACGACGACAAGUGCUCGACAGAGCUUGAAGUUGGUUGGAGAAGGGUCAUCCACAACUUUACUCCUUCGUGGUUCUCGGUGACCAUGGGGACGGGAAUUGUUUCGACAAUCCUUUAUACCUUGCCAUACAAUGGCCGUUGGCUUUACUGGAUUUCUGUUGUUAUUUUUGCCGUCAACGUCUUCCUUUUCACAGCGGGUUGCAUACUCAGCUUGCUUCGAUAUACCAUGUAUCCGAAGACUUUCAAGAACAUGUUAACUCACCCAGUGCAGUCGAUGUUUAUUGGUACGUUUCCUAUGGGACUUGCAACACUCAUCAAUAUGUUUUGCUUUGUGUGUGUGCCGGUUUGGGGCCAAUGGACUAGGGAUUUUGCCUGGGCUAUGUGGAUAAUCGAUGCUGUGAUCUCUGUUGCCACGGCACUCUCAUUGCCCUUUCUCCUCAUGUCAACAAGGAUCGAUACACAACUUUCUUCUAUGACCGCAGUGUGGCUUAUGCCGAUUAUCACCUGUGUUGUUGCUGCAGGAACUGGGGCAAUCGUUGCAGAUAACCUAGCUCACGACCAAUACGCACUCUGGACAAUCAUCGCAAGCUAUAUCUUAUGGGGAAUGGGAAUUCCCCUGUCCAUGAUGGUUUUCGUCAUCUACUUCCAGCGACUCACGAUCCACAAGCUGCCCCCGAAGGAGGUUAUCGUGAGCGUGUUUCUUCCCCUGGGACCCCUGGGAUCUGGCGCCUUCUCAAUGAUGAAGCUUGGAUCUGCUGCUCGAGCUGUACUUCCGAAAAACAAUUCACUGGAUGAAGUCCAUGCCGCUUCCAUAAUCUAUGUCAUCUGCUUCGCCAUCGCGCUUCUCCUUUGGGCAUUUGGACUUGUUUGGUUCUUCUUUGCCUCCGCUUCCAUCGUAAGAUGCAAGCGAUUUCCUUUCAACAUUGGUUGGUGGGGGUUUACCUUUCCACUGGGGGCAUAUGCAAUGGCAACAUGUGAGGUUGGAAGGGAAUUGGCAUCGGGAUUUUUCAAGGUGCUGGGAAUGAUCCUUUCCAUCCUUGUCGUUCUUCUUUGGAUUGUUGUCUCGACCGGAACUUUGAAGGGUAUUAUAUCUGGGAGACUAUUCAUGGCCCCGUGUCUGGCCGAAAUGAAGCAAAAGCAAAAGGACGCAGCAGAAAGGCCUACACAGGGGUCUGUAUAA